Coffea arabica (coffee) is the source of this 585-nucleotide messenger RNA. Its product is annotated as cytochrome P450 71B37-like. The record is from RefSeq and is a predicted model, not a curated record. Gene Ontology annotation, molecular function: iron ion binding; heme binding; monooxygenase activity. NCBI's taxonomy places the organism in Eukaryota, Viridiplantae, Streptophyta, Magnoliopsida, Gentianales, Rubiaceae.
AUGCAGAGGUACGAUAAUCUGGGCAAUGGCUUGAUGAAGAGCCCUGAAGCAAUAUUGAAGAAGGCACAAGCAGAGAUUAGAGGUGCAGUUGGAAAUAAAGAUAUAGUAAACGAAGAUGAUAUUCAAAAGCUCCCUUGUCUCAAGGCAAUUGUCAAGGAGACCUUCAGAUUGUAUCCUUCAGCUCCACUUUCAGUUCCAAGACAGACACUAGCAAAUUGCAUUAUAAAUGGUCACGAAAUCCAGUCCAAUUCUAUAGUUUACACAAAUGUCUGGGGGAUUGGAAGAGAUCCCGAGUAUUGGGAAAAUCCAAAUGAGUUUUUGCCUGAGAGAUGCUUGAAUAGUAGUGUAGAUAUGAAAGGGAAAGACUUUCAAUUGAUACCAUUUGGAGCUGGCCGAAGGGGCUGCCCUGGAUAUUCUCUGGUACUAGCAAUGGUGGAAGUUGGACUUGCCAAUCUUCUGUACUCUUUUGACUGGGAAUUGCCUUUUGGGAUCAAGAAAGACGACAUUGAUACUCAAGUUUUACCAGGUCUUACAAUGCCUAAGAAAAAUGAUCUGCCACUUCCGGCAAAAAAUGUGUAUGCGUAG